AAUAUAUGAUAGAGUCACAUGAAAUUUACAACUAAUGACAACGACUUAAACCAACCCACAAGGACAAAGUAAUUAAUGCAAUUAUAAGAAAAGACUUACUUGACUUAAAUGCAUGGAAGAGUAUCCACUAGGCCCUAUUAAUUCAUUUUCAAUCACAGCUUAGACCUGUAAUUCUUCCACAAAUAUUUUUCAUAGUUUCUCCAUGGAAGAGUUUUAGCCUUUGUUCAAUAUGAUGAAACCAUGGUUCUAUCUUUCUUUUUUAAUGUUCUUCUUUUCUUUAAACUCAUAUCCUUCCCUUGCAGCUAUAACUACAAUCUCUGCAAACCAAUCUAUCUCUGGUGAUCAAACUCUUAUCUCUAAAGGAGGAAUCUUUGAACUUGGUUUCUUCAAACCAGGUAAUUCUUCUAACUACUAUAUAGGCAUAUGGUACAAAAAAAUCAUUCAGCAAACAAUUGUUUGGGUGGCCAACAGAGACAAUCCUGUCUCUGACAAAAACACUGCAAUCUUAGAAAUUUCAGCUGGUAAUUUAGUUCUAUUAAAUGAGUUUUCAAAACAAGUUUGGUCCACAAACACGAGUUUUCCUAAAUCAGAUACUGUCGUAGCUGUCCUCCUAGAUACCGGCAAUCUGGUUUUAAGAAAUAGGCCUAAUGAUGAGGUAUCGAAGCCUCUAUGGCAGAGUUUUGAUCAUCCAACAGAUACUUGGCUUCCUGGUGGAAAAAUUAAGCUAGACACUAAAACAAAGAAGCCUCAGUAUCUUACUUCAUGGAAGAAUAAGAAAGAUCCUGCAACAGGUCUUUUCUCUUUGGAAUUAGACCCGAAAGGAACAACUUCAUAUCUUAUUCUUUGGAAUAAGUCUGAACAGUAUUGGACAAGUGGACCUUGGAAUGGACAUAUUUUCAGUUUGGUUCCUGAGAUGAGGUCAAAUUAUAUCUACGAUUUUUCGUUUGUGUCGAACGAGAAUGAAAGCUACUUCACUUAUUCUUUGUAUAACCCUUCCAUUAUAUCGCGGUUUGUGAUGGAUAUCUCAGGGCAGAUUAAGCAAUUGUCAUGGUUGGAAGGUAUCAAUGAGUGGAACCUGUUUUGGUCGCAGCCAAGAACACAGUGUGAGGUUUAUGCUUUCUGUGGUGCGUUUGGGAGCUGUACUGAGAACUCGAAGCCGUAUUGUAAUUGUUUGAGUGGUUUUGAGCCAAAGUCGCAAUCUGAUUGGGAUCUGGAGGAUCACUCAGGUGGGUGUAAGAGAAAAACAACGUUGCAAUGCGAGAGUUCUGAUCACUCUAACAGAGUAAAGGACAGGUUCCGUGCAAUCCCCAACAUGGCAUUGCCUAAACAUGCAAAAUCUGUGAAUUCAGGGAAUGCAGUAGAAUGUGAAUCAAUGUGCUUGAAAAACUGCUCUUGUUCUGCUUAUUCGUAUGAUGGUAAUGAGUGUUCAAUUUGGGUUGAAGACCUACUGAAUCUGCAACAAUUUCCUUCGGAUGACAGUAGCGGAAAAACAUUGUAUCUAAAACUUGCAGCAUCAGAAUUCAGUGAUGCUAAAAACAAAAAUGGGGUGAUUAUCGGUGUUGUAGCUGGUGCGGUUGUUGGGAUAGGGAUUCUCUUGGCCCUUCUUCUGUUUGUCAUACUUAGGCGAAGAAAGCGAACAGUUGGAACAGGUAAGCCCGUGGAGGGUUCAUUGGUGGCAUUUGGGUACAGAGAUAUGCAAAAUGCAACUAAGAAUUUUUCUGAGAAGUUGGGAGGAGGAGGAUUUGGUUCUGUUUUCAAAGGAACAUUGGCUGAUUCGAGUGUGGUGGCAGUGAAGAAGUUGGAAAGUGUUAGCCAAGGAGAGAAGCAGUUCAGAACAGAAGUGAGUACAAUAGGGACAGUGCAACAUGUUAAUCUUGUUCGGCUCCGUGGAUUCUGUUCAGAAGGUACUAAAAGGAUGCUGGUUUAUGAUUACAUGCCAAACGGUUCCUUGGAUUUCCAUUUGUUCAUGAAAAAGGAUUCUUCUAAGGUAUUGGACUGGAAAAUGAGAUACCAAAUUGCUCUUGGAAUUGCAAGGGGAUUAACUUACCUCCACGAGAAGUGCCGAGACUGUAUCAUACACUGUGAUGUAAAGCCUGAAAAUAUUCUCCUAGACUCCGAUUUUGUUCCGAAAGUUGCAGACUUUGGACUAGCUAAGCUAGUCGGGCGAGAUUUCAGCAGGGUCCUAACAACCAUGAGAGGAACAAGAGGCUAUCUUGCUCCAGAGUGGAUUUCUGGGGUGGCUAUUACAGCCAAAGCCGAUGUUUACAGCUAUGGAAUGAUGCUUUUCGAGGUUGUAUCGGGUAGGAGGAACUCUGAUCCAUCAGAAGAUGGCCAAGUUACUUUCUUUCCUACCGUAGCUGCAAAAGUAGUUAUUGAAGGUGGCAGUGCGAUCACCCUUUUGGACCCUAGAUUGGAUGGAAAUGGCGACGUUGAAGAGGUUGCACGGAUAAUUAAAGUCGCUUCUUGGUGUGUCCAAGACAAUGAAACUGAAAGGCCAACAAUGGGUCAGGUAGUUCAAAUUCUUGAGGGGAUUUUGGAGGUGAAUUUGCCUCCGAUUCCAAGAUCCCUUCAAAUGUUUGUUGACAACCAUGAUGAGAACAUGAUUUUCUACACUGACUCUAGCUCAACACAAAGUUCACAGGUAAAGAGUAACAUCUCAACAACUUCUCAGGCCAAAAGUAACAUCUCAUCAGCUAGCUCUAAGUCCUCAGCAGAAAAUUAGGGAGACCAAUUUAGUUGUCUCUAUUGUAAUCUGUUACUAAUGAAAAAAAAUGUCAUCCUUUGACUUUAACAAAUGUAAUUGUAAUAUAUGGUUUGAAUAAAUUGACUCUUUCCAAAUUAGGUCCCUGUUUGGAUAAGCUAUUCAAUUAUGUGCUUAUGCUAUAAUUUAUAGACAUUUACAUGUAAUGUAAUAUUUUUAGUUAACCAUAAUUGUUUGAUCA
Messenger RNA from Trifolium pratense (red clover), 2942 nucleotides. Its product is annotated as G-type lectin S-receptor-like serine/threonine-protein kinase At2g19130. The transcript has a single exon. NCBI's taxonomy places the organism in Eukaryota, Viridiplantae, Streptophyta, Magnoliopsida, Fabales, Fabaceae. Gene Ontology annotation, biological process: protein phosphorylation; recognition of pollen. The record is from RefSeq and is a predicted model, not a curated record. Gene Ontology annotation, molecular function: ATP binding; protein serine/threonine kinase activity. Bases 230 to 2722 code for a protein of 830 amino acids.